AUGGCGUCAAUGUAUCGCCUCCCGGUAGAAGUUGACAGCGAACCCGUUGCCGAUGGAAAUUUCCAUUUCAUCUCGAUCCGCAAUCCGGAAGAGGGGAAAGACCGGAGAACGAGGCGGCGGGCCCGAUCGUAUGCUGUGAAGCAAGCCCUCGAGAACAAACGAAAGAGUCAGAAAGAGUCCAUGAACCACUUCCAAGUAUCGUCUUCGGAAGACUACGCCAGGAGAUUCGCGAGCCGGAGUACACGUACCCAGACUCUUGUCUCGUUACCCUACUCUCUGUCUGUAGGCACGCUCGAUCCGUUCCAGACGCUCGCCGUAGAUUCCUCAAGACUGCAGGCGCUGCUUGGUAACGACAAAGCUAGACAGGCUUCUGAGCCCGUCUUUAGCGUUGCGAACGAGCUUGCCUAUCACAGCUUUCACGCGGUCUUCCAAUCGGGUUUGGACGACCCUGCUCUUGUGAAUGCCGUCAUGCUCACGUUUGCAUUCGCGGCGACAGAGGGAAUCAUCGAUCGAGAGUGUCUCGGGUACCAGAGUCAGGCAAUGGGCUGUAUCAGUGAAAGAAUGAGCUCCCUGGACAGGGCGACUUCGGCACCCACCAUGGGAGCCAUUUUGCUGCUAGCGGGUGUGGAGGCCCGCCUUGGGAUGCAGUCUCACGUCCAGCUUCACAUGAUAGCAAUACGCCGACUGCUGGACAUCUGUCGAACCGAGGGAAUCUAUAUCGCCGGCGGAAUCAAGCGGGCCAUAUUCUGGCAAGACUUGAAUUCCUCGGUCAUGACGGGGUCCCGCCGCGUAGUAAGUCACACGACUUUCGCCGAGCUGCAAUGGAGACGAGAUCCCUUCUCCCCUAGCUUUUUUCGGCUGCCGCCAGGAUUCCGGGCGCUGUCCCACUUACUCACCAACGACUUUAUUGAGGUGCUGGAGGAUAUACAUGCCUUGCAGUGCAUUCGAGAGUGUGCCCAUUUCGCAGGCCGGGAUGUGCUCUCGAUGGCGUAUAUCAACAACCACCAAGCCUCUAUCCAAUCCCGGCUGGUGGACUUGGUGGGUCUCUCUUCGGUCUUGGAGUGUUGUCGUCUUGCGGCCUAUCUGUGCUCCAGUAUGCUAUGCUGCAAGGUCUGGUGCGCCUUGGUGAUUCCUUCCCACAUUUCCUUACAGUUGCUCCGCAAGCUACAACAGGCGAGCGACGAUCUCCUAUGGAAUGAUCACCCUGAUUUGCUGCUCUGGCUCUUGUAUAUUGGCGGGUCAUUUGCCCCCAAGGGGGUCAUACGCUCUGAUUACGUCGAACUCCUGCGCCGGAACCACGCGUGGCUCAAACACUUCUAUGACGCAUUCCUAUUACAUGCCAAGGUGUUCUGGGAAGAAACAUUGAUAUAA
Molecule: messenger RNA, 1371 nt
Organism: Rhinocladiella mackenziei CBS 650.93
Lineage: Eukaryota; Fungi; Ascomycota; Eurotiomycetes; Chaetothyriales; Herpotrichiellaceae
Exons: 7
Coding region: 1-1371 (456 amino acids)
Source: RefSeq, a predicted model, not a curated record